Symbiodinium natans is the source of this 519-nucleotide messenger RNA. NCBI's taxonomy places the organism in Eukaryota, Dinophyceae, Suessiales, Symbiodiniaceae. The record is from the annotation of a GenBank genome assembly.
AUGGACUUCUUCAUGUCGCCCACAGGGUAUGACAAGAACAGCAGUGUUGCUCCGUGCGCUGCGUGGAUGAUCAAAGCAAUCCCUGACGAUGCCAAGACAGAGGCAAUGUUGAUUCCGAACACGGUUGACAAGGAUAUGAAGUUCACCCUCGCGUGUCAGGGCGUGCAAAUGUCUGGUGAAGUUGUUGAGACUCGUGUGCACUACCCUGUUCUGCGCCAGAAUGAUGACAAGUUCAAGGUUGCUAAGGAGAUGUUGCUGCUUCGCAAGGGGGAGGAUUCUGGCUCGAGAGUCUCUUUGACUAGGUACAUGUUUGACGAAGAGAAGGUGGAAGUCAAGAAGAGAGGCACAGGCUCAGGCGGGGGCAAACAAGCUGCCACCGCCACGCUUCGUGGCGGCGCAGCUGCUGCGGCAAAAGCCCAGCAUCGUGGUGGCAGUGAGGCAAAGGAUGAAUCGCAACUUAUCCUCGGUGACGCAGUCCGUGGCAAUUCUGACAAGUCUUGUGCAUUUUUGUUGAAGUGA